AUGAGAAUUAAAGACACGCCCAUCAGAGUAGACCAUACUAGCGCAGCGAAACUACCCAAGAUCGCACCCUUUCAAGAUAGUAAGGAAAAACUAGAUAGUUAUCUACUGAGAUUCGAGAGAUUUGCUAGAGUGAAUAGAUGGGAGGACGAACGAUGGGCUGGCGCUUUGAGUGCCUUGUUGUCUGGGAAGGCCCUAGAUGUAUAUUCCCGAUUAUUGGAAGAGGCAGGCAUUGAUUACAGGCAAUUAAAGGAGGCCCUCUUGAAGAGAUAUGACCUGACGGAAGACGGAUACCGGCUUAAGUUUAGGAAAAGCAGACCAGAGCCAGCAGAGAAGCCCGAUCAAUUUAUUCACCGUCUGAAGAACUACCUGAAGAAAUGGAUGAUGUUUUCGAAGUGCGAUCCCAAGUCAGCCGAGGAGGUCACAAACAUGUUCUUAAGAGAACAGUUUUUGGAAGUGUGCCCGAAAGAUCUGGCGGUACAUCUAAAGGAGAGGGAGAUAGCGAGCCUACAAGACCUCGCGAACGCAGCUGAUCGCUACUUGACGGCGCACCAACCGAAGUUUUGCACGAUGUCGAACGCUCCGACCAGUCAACCGACUACGAUUAGUGAUGGUACCGGUAUGGUUUCAAUUAGCGAGAGAGCGUUACGAGAAGGAAAACCUUCAUCCCACUGCUAUAUUUGUGACAAGCCCGGCCACAGAGCAGUCGACUGCCGACUUCGAGGGAAGAGAUGGUGCUUCAAAUGUCAGAAACUUGGACACAAAGCCAAAGACUUUUGGAACCCCGUCAGUACUUCGAGGCAGGAAAGCAGCCAGAAGGCUCCUUAUCGAGCGAGGGUGACAAAAGAUCAUAGAGAUGGAUGCGUAUCGAAGAACAGAAACUCAACCAGUCAUUUAUCGAGUGACGCCGGCAUUGAAACAAGUGGAUGUCUAUUGGAGAUGCCAGCGCGUGCCAAAAACGGAUUUCUAUUCCUCGCUGAUGGCACCGAGAUAAAGUACGUGUCGUAUAUAGAGAACGCCUGCAGCAACCGAGCAUUUCCGAUGGAUGGAGAGAUGCCAGUGAGAGAAGGGACAGUAGAUGACAGAGUCGUACAAACGUUGAGAGACACGGGAUGCAGUGGCAUAUUGGUGAAGCAAGAGCUGGCCAAACCAGAUCAAUACAUGGGAAAGUUUGGAUUCAUCAAGAACGUCUCCGAAGCCAAAGAUCCUAAUGAUCCAAGAGUGAAUCAGUGGAAGGCCGGUGCGUUAACCAGGGUGGCUUCGAGAAGGACCGACUGGAGCAAUCCAUUAGUGACUAGCAUUCGGAGGAAAUGGAUGGAUAUUGACAGAGCACAACUGUCACGUUUACAAUCGGAAGAUACAUCGCUGCGCAGGUACUGGGAUGAAACCAGAACACAGAGGAAAGGAUACCAAGAAGUGGCAUUUGAACUCAAAAACGGCGUGUGGUAUCGACUAUAUAAGCACCCCAAAGUAAAUAUGGGAGAGCAGAUACGUCAAGUGAUCGUUCUGAAGACACUCCGCAAGCAGAUUAUGGAGGUCGCACACAAGUCGGUGAUGAGUGGACACCUUGGUAUAAGAACAACGAGAGACAGUAUCCUCAACGACUUCUGGUGGCCUGGGAUCCAAAGCGACGUGACCAGGUUUUGCAGGGCAAGGGAUGUAUGCCAAAAGACCGUACCUAAAGGCACAGUACCCCGGGUACCUCUUCAAAGAAUGCCUGUGAUAGACACUCCGUUCAAGAGGGUAGCCGUUGACUUGGUCGGACCUAUCUAUCCUCCUAGUGACAGCGGAUGCUGA
Corticium candelabrum is the source of this 1794-nucleotide messenger RNA. RefSeq lists its product as uncharacterized. NCBI's taxonomy places the organism in Eukaryota, Metazoa, Porifera, Homoscleromorpha, Homosclerophorida, Plakinidae. The coding region runs from base 1 to 1794 and encodes 597 amino acids. The record is from RefSeq and is a predicted model, not a curated record. The transcript is spliced from 2 exons. Gene Ontology annotation, molecular function: nucleic acid binding; zinc ion binding.